AUGUCGUUCAAGAUCCCCAAAGAGAACAUCGACAAUGUCUUGAGACACGUUAUACCCCAUAUUGAAGCACACGCCAAAUCUCAAGCAGCGCAUGGCCCAUUCCUACUUGGCCUGACAGGCCUCCAGGGUAGCGGAAAAUCCACAUGGACAGAUGCGCUCGUGGACACUCUCCGCAACAAGCACAAUUACAAGACAAUCAACAUCUCCCUGGACGACUUGUAUUUCGACCACGAUGAUCUAGUCAAAGUCCGAUUAGCGAAUCCCCAGAACAAACUGCUUCAAACUCGUGGACAGCCGGGAACACAUGAUACGGAUUUAUCCGUCUCGUUUUUCAAGAGCGUGCGGGAUUCAUCUCAAGAGACGCUGCUCCCGUCAUUUGAUAAAAGUCUGUUUAAUGGGGAGGGCGGAAGAGUUCCAUCCGAACAGUGGGCGCGUAUUUCAUCAGGCGAGAUAAUUGAUAUCGUCGUUUUUGAAGGGUGGUGUGUUGGAUUUCAGCCUUUGGAGGAGGAUCAGCUUCGAUCGCGAUGGAACAGCGCUGUCAAGGGAUCAAACCAGUCGGGCUACGUGAUAGAAACAUUGAAGGACCAUGCGAUUGAACAUCUUCUGGAGGUCAAUGGGUCUCUUCAACGGUAUUGUGAGUUGUUCAUGGGCCCAGGUCAUUUUGACUACUUGGUUCAUUUGGACACCGAUGAUCUGGUCAAUGUUUAUGAAUGGCGCAUUCAACAAGAACAUGCGCUCUGGCAGCGGAAGAACAGAGGCAUGUCGGAUGAGGAGGUUGUGAGCUUUGUUCGGGGGUAUAUGCCGGCUUAUGAGUUGUACUUGGAUCAACUGAGAGCGGGGCUUUUCUCCGCUGGCAAGGACAAGGGACAGUUGCGACUGAUACUGGAUAAAGAGCGAGAGGUCACAAACAUUUACAAAGUAUGA
This is a messenger RNA of Penicillium malachiteum, 924 nucleotides long. RefSeq names its product TDA10 family protein. Gene Ontology annotation, cellular component: cytoplasm. The transcript has a single exon. Lineage: Eukaryota; Fungi; Ascomycota; Eurotiomycetes; Eurotiales; Aspergillaceae. The record is from RefSeq and is a predicted model, not a curated record. The coding region runs from base 1 to 924 and encodes 307 amino acids.